Arvicanthis niloticus (Nile rat) is the source of this 2158-nucleotide messenger RNA. It is a transcript of the gene Acadm, whose product is annotated as acyl-CoA dehydrogenase medium chain. NCBI's taxonomy places the organism in Eukaryota, Metazoa, Chordata, Mammalia, Rodentia, Muridae. The record is from RefSeq and is a predicted model, not a curated record. Gene Ontology annotation, molecular function: medium-chain fatty acyl-CoA dehydrogenase activity; flavin adenine dinucleotide binding. Gene Ontology annotation, cellular component: cytoplasm; mitochondrion. Gene Ontology annotation, biological process: fatty acid beta-oxidation; medium-chain fatty acid catabolic process.
CAUUCUGGGAGCCCAGACCUUGUUGUUGUGAGAAGGGACUCCCCAGGCCACGCCCCCGAGGUCUCCAGACUUUGACCUGCACGCCCUUGCACUGCGUCUAAGGCUCGCCCAUCUCCGCCCCCAAGCCACGCCCCCUGCGGGCGGGCGCCCGGUCGGCUUUGCUUGCUGCUGCCUGGUGGUCGGAGCCAAAGAGCGAGGAGUCAUCAUGGCAGCGGUGCUCCGCAGAGGCUGCAGGGUCCUGAGAAGUGUUUCUCAUUUUGAAUGUCGAGCACAACACACGAAGGCAUCUCUCAAGCAGGAGCCCGGAUUAGGGUUUAGUUUUGAGUUGACGGAACAGCAGAAAGAGUUUCAAGCAACUGCCCGGAAGUUUGCCAGAGAGGAAAUAAUCCCCGUCGCCCCAGAAUACGAUAAAAGCGGUGAAUACCCAUUCCCUCUCAUCAAAAGAGCCUGGGAACUUGGAUUGAUCAAUGCACACAUUCCAGAGAGUUGCGGUGGUCUUGGCCUGGGAACGUUCGAUGCUUGUUUAAUUACGGAAGAGUUGGCGUAUGGAUGUACAGGGGUGCAGACUGCUAUUGAAGCAAAUUCUUUGGGGCAAAUGCCUGUGAUUCUUGCUGGAAAUGACCAACAAAAAAAGAAGUAUUUGGGGAGGAUGACCGAGCAGCCGAUGAUGUGUGCCUACUGUGUGACAGAGCCCUCCGCAGGCUCUGAUGUGGCAGGCAUUAAGACCAAAGCUGAGAAGAAGGGUGACGAAUAUGUCAUCAACGGCCAGAAGAUGUGGAUAACCAACGGGGGAAAGGCCAACUGGUAUUUCUUACUGGCGCGCUCUAACCCAGAUCCUAAAGUGCCUGCUAGUAAAGCCUUUACUGGAUUCAUCGUGGAAGCCGACACCCCAGGAAUUCAUAUUGGGAAAAAGGAAUUAAACAUGGGCCAGCGAUGCUCCGACACCAGAGGAAUUGCCUUCGAAGAUGUCAGAGUGCCUAAGGAAAAUGUGCUGAUUGGUGAAGGAGCAGGUUUCAAGAUCGCAAUGGGGGCCUUUGAUAGAACCAGACCUACCGUCGCAGCUGGCGCUGUCGGGCUGGCCCAGAGAGCUCUGGACGAAGCUACAAAGUAUGCCCUGGAUAGGAAAACGUUUGGAAAGCUGCUAGUGGAGCACCAAGGAGUUUCAUUUCUGCUCGCAGAAAUGGCGAUGAAAGUUGAACUCGCUAGACUCAGUUACCAGAGAGCAGCUUGGGAGGUUGACUCUGGCCGCAGGAACACAUACUAUGCCUCUAUUGCAAAGGCCUACGCUGGAGACAUUGCCAAUCAGUUAGCUACUGAUGCUGUGCAGAUUUUCGGAGGCUAUGGAUUCAACACAGAAUACCCCGUGGAAAAGCUGAUGAGGGACGCCAAGAUCUAUCAGAUUUAUGAAGGUACUGCACAAAUUCAGAGGCUGAUCAUAGCUCGUGAGCACAUUGAAAAGUAUAAAAAGUAACAGAAAUUACUACUGAACGAUGCUUCACCCUCAUGUCACUAAGCUUAAAGCAUUGUUGCUGCUUCAGGGGAAAGGGCUUGACUGUCUUCCCAAGGAAAUGAGAUAAAAGCCGAGUGUCACGGAUCCACGCAGCGGGUCCCACGGCGGAGGCUACCUCUGUUGAGCUCCAUGGUGACCCUUUCUAGAUAGAUUUGGUUUUGGACAAUGAUUGGUCCUUAGCCCUGAAUUGUGUUAAUUUGCUCUUUGAUCACUUAAGAUGGAGAAAUACCCUGGGGUUGUAAUGUUCAUUCAAGUGACAGGAAAGGUGGCUUGUCAAGAAAGAACUCAGGAUUCAAACAUAUACACUGAGUAAUGUGGUACAUUUGGACCCAUCAGACUGUGAGGUAACAGCAUUUCUAUGCUGAACUGUCAAUUUUAUAAUUUUGAUUAUAUUUGCUUCAUUUUGCACAAAAGAGUAAAAAGUUUAUAUUCAUAUUCUCCCAUUAUAAAACUAAAAAUUUUCUGGAAAAUUUUAGUACUGAACCAGCAUUUUAUUUGUCAUGUUUAAAAUAAUUCAAUAAAGCUAAUCUUAACAUAUUUUUCUGUGACUCUUCAGGUUUGCACAAACUCUUGGGCUGUUGUACAUAGUUGUGUUUCACACAAAGGACUUUAAAAAGGAACUGAAAUAAAACAAGCUGUGUGCUGGUG